UCCUAGCGUUCCCUUUCACCAACCAGCUAAGUGUUCUUCAUUUUCUUCUUCCUUUCCCGUCAUCGUUUUUCAUUUAUGUUUCCCGAUAGAUCUACGGUUUCUUUUGGUCCUUUGUUAAUUUCCGGCAGUUGAUUCUCACGCCCGAUCUGCAAUUUGUAAAACAAUCUCAAUGUUUUUAGAUUUUCUAUGAACUCAAUCCUCAUGCUGCGAAUCCGUAUUCUUCACUCGUUCUCGGUCGUCUUCCUUUACUGGUUCUACGUUUUCUCGUGACUUAGCACGUCUUUGUUCAUCGAUCUUGACUUGAAAUUUAAAAUCCCUUAUUAUCAUUCAAUUUCUCAAUUAGAAUUUAAAUACGAAACCUUCUCUAUAUGGAUCCUAUGCAAAGGCCAGCGAGUUCUUCCUAUUCCGAUAUUCAAUACGCAAAUAUCGACGAGAGGAAAAGAAAAAGAAUGUUGUCGAACCGUGAAUCUGCGAGGCGGUCGCGUAUUAGGAAGCAGAAGCAGCUCGAAGAUUUUUUUAAAGAAGUGAGCGCUUUGCAGAAAGAUAACGGUCAGCUGUCUGAGAAGAUCAAUGUUGCGACUCAACGCUAUAUCGAAAUGGAGAACGCCAACAACGUGUUGAGAGCUCAGGCAAGGGAAUUGACGGAGAGGCUGCGGUCCCUGAACUCGGUGCUGCACAUUGUGGAAGAAGUCAGCGGGUACGGAGUUGAUAUACCGGAGAUUCCGGAUUCUCUGAUGAAACCGUGGCAGCUCCCUUGUCCGAUACAGCCAGUUAUGGCGUCGACCGACGUGUUCGAGUGCUGAUGGAAUAAUCAUAGACCCUUUUAUAGUUCGGCAGAUGUGGAUCCUUCAUUGGAGUAGUUUGUUUUCAAAUAUCUCAAACCUUUAAACGAUUAUUAUCAAAUGAUUAAGAAUCUUUCAAAUAAAUAUUCCCUUAUAAUCAUCCAAACACAUUAAAAAUAUGUGGAUCCUUCGUUGGCGUUUGUGUUUUUGAGUCAUUUGUGCUUUUAGAUCUAUGCAACUCUCUGAUAAUAUAAUAUGUAAAUUAGAAGUAUGUUAUGGGGAGUCUGUUGAAUUGGGAUUCUGGUUUCGUAGGAUUUUCUACUAUGGAAUGUUGGUUUUGGAUUUCAA
Hibiscus syriacus is the source of this 1130-nucleotide messenger RNA. Its product is annotated as bZIP transcription factor 53-like. The transcript has a single exon. The record is from RefSeq and is a predicted model, not a curated record. Gene Ontology annotation, molecular function: transcription cis-regulatory region binding; DNA-binding transcription factor activity. Bases 369 to 803 code for a protein of 144 amino acids. Gene Ontology annotation, biological process: positive regulation of DNA-templated transcription. Lineage: Eukaryota; Viridiplantae; Streptophyta; Magnoliopsida; Malvales; Malvaceae. Gene Ontology annotation, cellular component: nucleus.